Messenger RNA from Salvelinus namaycush (lake trout), 654 nucleotides. It is a transcript of the gene rspo1, whose product is annotated as R-spondin 1. The record is from RefSeq and is a predicted model, not a curated record. NCBI's taxonomy places the organism in Eukaryota, Metazoa, Chordata, Actinopteri, Salmoniformes, Salmonidae. The transcript has 4 exons. The coding region runs from base 1 to 654 and encodes 217 amino acids.
AUGCAGCUGGGACUGGUGGCUCUGGCGAUGGUCUUUCUCGUAUCCAAUGGUCACAGCGACAGCGGCCUCAAGCUCUCAAAGGGACAGAGGCAGAGACGGAUUAGCACUGAGGGGCCACCAUCUUGCUCAAAUGGCUGUGAGCGAUGUUCCGAAUACAAUGGCUGUAUAAAAUGUAAGCCCAAACUCUUCAUUCUCCUGGAGCGCAACGACAUCCGCCAGAUAGGCGUGUGCCUCGCCUCGUGCCCACAGGGAUACUUCGGCAUGCGGACUCCCGAUACCAACAGAUGCAUCCAAUGUAAAAUAGAGAAUUGUGAGGAGUGUUUCAAUCGAAAUUUUUGCACAAAAUGUAAGGAGGGCUUAUAUUCACACAGAGGGCGAUGUUACCCCAGCUGCCCUGAAGGCCUCAGCACCACCAACGGGACCAUGGAGUGUGUAGAAUGUGAACUAGGCGAAUGGAGCCCAUGGGGUCCCUGUAUGAAGAAGAACAAGACGUGUGGCUUUAAGAAAGGCACACAGACCAGAGUGCAAGAGCUUCUUCAGGCCCCCAGCCCUGACACGGUCUCUGCGUCCUCCCCCCGGCCCUGUGCUCCACAGACUGAGAGACAGAAGUGCACAGUGCAGAAGGCACCAUGUGGAAAAGGAGGUGAGGACUAG